GGCACACGUGGGCUCCUGAGACCAGCUGUUCGCAUCCUGCUGGUGCACAGAUGCAGGUGUUCAAACACAGCCAAGAGCACCUUUAGCACAGCAAUGUGCCGGGUAUGGGGUAUACAGCUGUGACCCCAGCACUCUGGCAGACUGAGGCAGGAGGCUCCCAAGCUUGAGACUAGAAUGACUUAGUGGGAACCUAUCUAAAAUAAAUACACGGGCUGGCGCACUCUGGGUCUCGUCCCCAGGGCUACCAAAGAGAAGGUCACAUGUAGUGAGCGGUGGCCUGCUCCUAUCCUUCCAGAUUCCAACAGCGCCCAUUGGUUGGUACUGCUCUUGCUGUUGGCUGUUAAACUAGGGGAAGGUUCAAAUUGACACAUCACAGAUCAGCACAGUUACCUUUGGUUUCUUUAGACGUUUUGCAUGUAACUGUAGAUCCAUGCGUUGCCCUGAGUACCUCAGGGUGAAUGAUUCGACACACAUUGUGGUUAGGUCCCUAUAUGGAAUAUUAUUUAGCCACAAAAAGGAGUGGGGUGCGCUCUAAGAGGGUAAAGGUUUUAUUUAACCUUGGAACUGGGUCUCUCUAUGCCAUGCAGGCUGGCCUUGACCUCACUAUGUAACCCAGGCUGACUUCAAACUCCUGGUGAUCCUCCUGCCUCAGCCUUCCGAGUGCCGUGCUCAUAGUUACGAGCCACUUACAUGCAUGCACCCGGCAUAAGUGUUCAUUCCUUUUACCUUCUCAUUUCACAGAGAACCCAGGGCCUGGUGCCUGCCCGGCUAACACCCCGAGCAGCCCCUCAGCCUCGGGGUAGAUCUGCCUCCCCGAAGCUGGGUACAGACAGGGUCUUUGUGAUGUUCUUGCAACCCUUGUGUAAUGGCUGGGACAGGCCUGCGGUGGGCCUUGGUGCCCCUGCCUGCUCUGGGGUGCUCCACCCUGUUCUUGUGACUGUGCUGCCAGCCAGUGGUGAGCCUGCGCAGCCUGGUAGGUGUGGUCGUGGCACUCUCGGUCUGGGUGCCCUGUCCACGGCUGCUUUUCCCCAGUGGAAAUUCCGCAGCUUAGUAUUUUCCUGAUUUCCAUUUAGCAUCUUGGUCCGUUCCAACGACUGCCUUUGUGGUGUGUGGCCAGCCGUGUGUCACCUGCGGUGGACAGCUGCCACGGGGCCACCUGCUGCGAAGCCGCUGCUGCCUUGGGGAGAGUCAGUCAGCGGAUGUUGGCCCAGCCUGCAGGGUUCCCUGGGUUCUGCCCCACCCUGACUCCUGUUUGAUUCUUUUCUUUUUUUUUUUUUCUUUUUGAACCAGUGAUCGAACUUAUGACCUGGUCAGGUAGGCACUUGUGCUGCUGCGCUAAGCCCCAGCCCACUGUUUAAUUCUCUUUCUGGUUGUCUUAGCCAUUGACGCUUUGCCUUUUCACAUAACUUGUUUCUCAUUGCUUCUCAGGCAGGAGCAUGAGUCGUGGAUUUUGUGAGCUGUGGAUAUUGUGGUUCCAUUGCACCCAGUCUCCUGCAGUACAGCCCACAGUCCUGUGCAGCUGGAUGCCCUGGCCUGCACUGGCUAGCCCCUCUGUUCGUUUGCACUCCUGGGAUGGGGCUGGGAUGAAGCCUGCCUUCUUUUUUUAAAAUUUGAUUUGUUCUCUUUUCGGUUUUUAUUUUUGCUGCCUUCCUGUGGGCCACUUGAAUUUUUGAAAAUUUCCUUUUGAUUUACGGGUGUUUUUUUCCUUUUGGAAACAGCAUACCAUGCAGUGUGCCCCUAGGGUCGUAAUUCACGCGCUGUACAGCUCGGGGGUGUUAGCAUAUUCGGUGCUGCUCAGCUGUCACCACGAUCAAUUUGAAAACAUUCCUAUCACUCCACAGAAAAUUCCAUCUAGCAGCAGCCACCCUUCCCUCUGCUCCUCUGAACCCCACUUCUGGUUCUGGGGGGCCAGCGAUCUUCUGUAUGUCUGUAAAUCACCUGUCCUGGGCAGCCCAAGUUCCAGCUUCACGUUUCAACCAGUGCUGUGUCCUUAUCUGCCCGCUUGACCCGGACCUCUCCCUGCCUCCCACCGUCCUAUGUCCGGGCUGGAACUGGGGCCUGGUACGUGUGAGGCGUGUACUCUACUGCUCAGCUGCACCCUCAGCCACUUAUUUUGGUGCCAGCUGCAGUUUUCCUGGUGCCCAAGGAUAGUAUUUUUUCAUGUGCACAUUGGGCAUUUGAAUUACAUGUUUGGAGGAAUGUCUCUCUAGAUGGUUUGCUCAGUUUUAAACUGGACUGCUUAUAUUUUUAUUGUUUAGCUGCUAGAUUUUUUUUUAGUUGUUUUUAUUGUUUUGAGACAGGGUCUCACUAUGCAGUUCAGGCUGGCCUUGAGCUUACAUUGUAGCCCAGCUGGUCUCUAACUCGAAAUGGUCCUCCUGCCUCAGCCUCCUGAGUGCUGGGAUUAUAGCUAAUGAUGCUCUUUUUUUCUUGUGCUUUUGGGUUUUGGUAUCUAAGGACCCAUUGCUUAGCUCUGGCAUAGAGGUUUAUCUUGUGUUUUCCUGUAACAGUUUGAUAAUUUCAUUCCCACCAGGCAGACUGUGUGGUGGGGCUAUUGUGUGCUGUGUGGGUGCCCAUGUGGCCCAGUGGGCAUCAGGAGAGGACAAUGCUUGCCUCCUGCGAUGGCCCAGGUGUCUUGUGCUUCAGCUGACUGUGGACAGAGUUUAUUUAAGACUCCUCACUGCAGCCCAUUGAUCCGGGUCUUUGCGUCUGGACUCCACUGUCCUGGCAGCAAUAGUAAUUUUGCAAUCAGGAGCCCCGGAUGUUCCAGCUUUGCUCUCUCUGGGGUUGGCGGAGCCAUCCUAGAGCCCAGUGUCUCUGCCUGCCUGAGGGUGGGCAUGAGUGUCCCUUUCUGUGAGAAGCCAGCUGGGGUUGUGGUGGCCCCGCCCCAAGUCUGUUGUCCAUGUGAGGAGUGUUUAGGGCGCUCCUGCCCCUGAAUGCCAUGUGCCUUUGGUUUCCCUCUCUCUGCUGAGACAGAGUGCUGAGACGGAGUGCCGGUGGCACCCGCCCAUUCCAGGAAGGGUUUCAGUCAUCCGGCUUCAGGGUGGGCAGCAUGGCAGCAGGGGCAGUUCUUGGGGUGGACAGCUUCCCUGCACCUUCACGCUCCUCAGGCUCCAGUCUUUGGGUGGUGCCUCCCACUGCUCGCCCAGGCCUAGCUGGGAUACAGUGAGAGAAUCCAGUCACUACCCCCGCUUCCGGGUCACAGCUGCAGAUCCUGCCACCCCGAGAUCCCCAGGUACAGGCGUAUAAGCUUUGGGGAGGAUAGGUGGGGGGACCCCAGGGUGGAGACAGCCCUGACGCCACUGUGCACUUCUAUCUGUUUGGAUCUUUCAUUUAAUCUCACAAAAGCCUGAGGUUUCCUAGGUUUAGAUUUCAGGUGGCUGCUGUGCUGCGUUUGACCCCAGGGCUGGGUGCUUUUUGGGCGGAGAUCGGGAAUCUUGGUUUGGCUCUGUCCCGCCCUGGUUGGUCCCACAUGGCUUCUGCGUGUCGUCUUGAGUCCUGGGGUUGGUGGUUUCCACCAUCUAUCUCUUGUGGGCUCCUUGGCGCUGUCUCUGUGUAGGGCUGGCUUGACUCGCAGACCCUGUUUCCUUCUUGCUGUCUGCUUCUUCUUCCUGCCCUUGACCGAUGCCCUCCGGCCCCUCCAGCCAGUGUGGGACAGAACCAUGAUGGGGUGGAGGACAGGGGCUCCUCAUAUCAUUGGAGUGACUGUGCUUUCCAGGAGGGGAGAGGCCGAGCCCAGAGCACUUUUCUUGGCCCAAGUGCUUUGUCCUGUUUGGAGAAGGACCACUGUGCUGCUCGGGCUGGCCUCGAAUUCUGGGCUCACCCAAGGACCCUCCUGCCUUAGCUUUCCGUGUAACUGUGAGGAGGGUAGAACAUGGGCCUGGCUCACUUUGUGAUGAGCUGCUCAGAGCUAGACUGUGUUUCCAGAGCGCAGGGAUGAGUGUUAAUGCAUAUGAACGCUGCUGGAGCCGGUGGUUACCACCUGCCCUAACGCCAGCCGUUUGAGCAGAAGUCUGGUGUGUCUUUGUUCUGGGAAUUUCAGAGUCAGUCUAAAAGCCUUGUCUUAUCUGUCAUCCAGCCAGCAGCCCAUUAAGGGGUUUUGAGGUCUAAGUGAGCAAAAACCCCUCUGUGGGGAGGAGCCCACCUUCGGGGGCGGGAGACCCAGUGCAGGUGGGAGGGGAAUGGGGGUUCUCUAGCCCCAUCAGUGCAGGAGUGGGUGGCCCCUGUGGUCAGGACUGGGUCUCCCCACAUCGCCCUCAAGGUUUGCACAAGCCUGGCCACCGUAUAGGCACAGUUGUUAGCUCACAGGGGCCUGGCAGCCACUCACUCCAGCCUGAAUGGAAGAGGGGAGAGGGACACAGCCCAGACCUUGAGCACGCCAGGUGUGGAGAGACAGACGGCCUUGGCCUCUGCACAGAGGCUAGGGCGGGGACAACAGAGACACAGAAGGCCAGUGACAGCCAAAGUCUACUGAUGACUGUGACCAGCAAGGAGCUGGGGUUCAGCCAGCUGCACCCCUGUGGGUGUCCUGUCCGAGUGGACUGUUUAGAAAGUUAACAGGAGCCCUGAGCAUGGGGUGCCCAGGCGUAGUCCCAGCACUUCGGGAGUCUGAGGCAGGAGGAUCCCUUGUACUCAGGAGUUCCAGAACCGUCUGGCAGCAUAUGGAGACUGCAUCUGGUGGGGGAAGAAGGGAAGAUGCCUUGGGUGCAGCUUAGUGGUGUACUGUUUGGGGUGCAUGAGGCCCGCACUGCAGACAGAAGGGUGACCUGAGCAUGUGUACCCAACUUGGAGUGACAGGAUGGGCACCAGCAGCUGUGCCCAGUGUGGGGGUAGAGGCAGGACACAGCGGAUUUUCCCCAAGAGUGAGGCUGGGUGAGGGUCUGGUGGCCAGCAUGUCCCCUCAGGAUGAUCUUCCCCAUGAAGGACAUCUCCGUGUUUCGUUGGACAAAGGUGGAGGUGCCUGUGAUGGGUUGAGAGAACCUGGGUAAACGGCCAGCUGAGGGCUGCCUGGGAGCUGAGUGCCUUUCCACUGAUCCGUGUACCCCAUCUUGUCCUGCCUGCCCGUCCCGAGCCAGCGGGCCUCUCUGUUCUGUCCCUGCUGUGUCAGGCCUGGGUCAGGUACACUGGUGCCACCUGGGAUGUGCCUGAGCCUAGGGUACAGUUCCCUGUCCGUCACCCCAGCCAGUCCUCCUCCCUCCCUCCUCCCAGGAGGUGGCUUAGGACCUCCUGUGGCCCUGGUUGAGAGCAGGCUGGCCUGGAGGUGCCCUGCUGGGCCUUGGUCCCUGGCACAGAGGUGGCUGGCCGGGUCCUGUUUUGUUCCUUGUCUCGGCUCUGUCCUGGGCUGGGGACCCUUGUCCUCACACUAUGAUGUGGGCCAGGGUCAUAUGCAGCCUGAGGGACCAGCGUCAAGGCUGGCUGGCUGUGGGGUGUCCAGAGCGCAGAGGAGGGUGCAGGCUGAGGGGCUGCCAGGGACCCACAGGGGUCUGGUGGCACGGGGCUUGGUAGGACAGGCAGGACUGCUGGGCUCUGAGGGCCUCCAGGACACAGUGCCCACCUAGCAUGCCCUCUACACCUUCUGCCUGAGAAUGACCUCUUGUCUGUCUGUCUUUCUGCCCUCCCUUGCACUAUGGAGCCCUGGCAAGGUGUCUGGUGACAGGACAGACACUCCCUCUGCUCUCUUGUUUUGGGCCACUCGUUUUGUCCGUUGUAGUAUUAAGUUUUAAGCACAAAGCCCUUGUACCUAGUGGCUGUAGCCCCAGCCCUGUGUUUAUUUUUUAUUUGAGACAAAGUCUCGCCAAAUCACUAAGUUACUAGGACUGGGCUUGAGUUUGUGAUCUUCCUGCCUCAGCCUCCCAGAGUCCUGGGAUUACCAGCAUGUGCCCCCACAGCCAGCUUUGGGUCUGAUUCUUGGGGAUCCCACACAAGGCCUCCUGGUGUCAGCACCCAAUACCCACUGGCACUCUGGUUUGUGUGGGGUGCAGGGGUGGUAGCUGCCUCCUGGAUGUGAGACCCAUGGGUGGCUAGGAGGGCCUGGGCCAGCCCUGCCUGAGCCAAUGGGGCUGUGGCCGUCCUUCCUGGGCUGGGACUUGCCCCAGUGUAGCCUUGGCCAGGGCCUGAGCUGCAGGUCAGCCCUGCUUUCAGAGAGAGCUGUUGGGCCCUGCUGAGUGCCCUUGGAAUCACCAGGCCGGGCAGGUUGUAAAAGUGGACGCCACACUGAUGGUCGUUAUUUCUCGUGCUCCUGAUUACCUUGGACACUCCUGUGGGUUCAGAGCCAUGCACAACCCCGGACACCCGCUGUGAUCCCAGCUUCCCUCGCACCGGAUUCCUGGGUGUCGUGAGAGCCCGGGAGGCUGGGCUGUGGCUGAGCUGCCCAUGCUGGAGCCCCAGAAUGAUUAUGUGCAGCAUUUAUUUGGCCCCAGCAUUCUGCUACAUUAUCCAUAUUUCCUUUAAUUUGUGGGAUUUCUAGUAAAUGGGUUUAAAAAUAGUUCUGGGCGUGUUGCCAGGGCAGAUGCGGGCAGCAGGAGUCUCCCCACCUUCCUCCCUGUCGGCAAGUGGGCAGCCCCUGGGUCACCAGGGCCAGCGCCUCUGACAGGGCCUCAAGAGCCUACCCAUGGCCUAAGAAGGGCAGAUGCUGCACCUCCCUGGCCGGGAAGUGAGGCUGGGUCUUGGCCGUGCCAGGAUUGGACCUGGGAUGCUUGCUGAGUGCCCAGGAAAGCAGGCACGGGGUUGGGUGCAAUUUGUGAGGGGACUCCCCUGGGAACUCAGGACCGGGCUAUGUCUGAGGCUGCCCCUGUCACAUGUCUCCUGGUCAUAUGAUGUGAGGUCUGGAGGGCAGCCUGGGGGUCACUGCAGCCCCUUGGAACAGCCAUGUGUCUCUGCCCCUUCUGGGGUGGCCCAGGGUGUCCUCGAUUCCUGCUCCACCUGGGCCUGGCUCUGGAGUGAGCUCUGCGCCAGAGCUGCCCUUACCUGGCCCUGGCAUGGGGCUCUCUGGGUGUUAGCUGGACUGGGGGUCCCUGGAGCCCCAGCAGGGCACCUCCCACCCUGCAGUGUGUUUUGUGCCAUCCAGGGCCUUGUAUCAUGUGCUACUGUGCAGACCCCAGGUUGGGCUGUGCUGUCUGACCUCUUCCCCUUCUUGUUCCUUCCGUCCUGUGGUCCCCACAGCCAGAGCUGACUCAGGUAUCCAGUGCUAUCCAUGGCCUGUGCUGUGGGGUAGGGGUUGGGGAAUUGAGUCUCGCAGUUUGUGGUCAAGUCCUGGCACUCGAGCAGCCUGGAUCUGAAAAUUGAGGUGCAAGGACCUGGGCCUGAUUGCCACUGCCCACAGGUCCCUGUUGUUUCCCCUGAGCCAGUGGGCCUGGCACCGAAUGGGUUGGGGCUGCCCGGGGUCAGGAAUCGGGCCCUGCAGUGUGCGCUCCACCCUGCCCUCAUGGGCUCCCACUCAGGAGCACAUAGCUGGGUUGGGUCCAAGAUCACAGGCUGGGGUCCCCUUGGCCACCUCACCAAGGGCACGGAGGCGGGGCCUGAGGUGGGGGUAACCCCUGCACGCGGCCUCUUCUUGCCCUGUCGCCCCCACCUGCCGCUGAUUUGGUACUUCUGUGUCGCUCUGAUUUACAUUAGGUUUUUAAGCAUAAUUAGGAAUGCAGGGGAUCUUUGUGUCUUACCUCGCCUCUGACUAUUUAUGGCAUGGUAUGCAGAUGAGGAGCGCUGUGAAUAUUAAAGAUGGGUGUGCUGGGAAGUGCUGUCUGCCAAGAGCCAGUCGACCCACGGCCCAGCACGUGCUGGACACCACCCCCCUGCCUCCUGCCAUGCUGUGCGGCCGCUAUCCCACAGGCCCCCGUGCUGAGGCCCCAGCAGCUCUGGGCCCAUAGAAGGCAGGCCGCCUGGUCAGCUGCCCACCCGGUCCUAGCCCUUUCACAAGCUGCUGUCCGGUGUCCCGGUGGUGGUGUCUGAUGUCCAGGCUGGAGCAGGGAGACCCCACCUGACCAAGGCGGGUGGAGGGGCCUUGGUGCAGCAGGCGGGGCUGGCGCUGGCUUUUUGAGUUAUUAAGUGGUGCCCGAGGGAGACACUCUUCAAGCUCCUGUUAUUUAAAUUACAAAUACUGGUGAGGAGGGAGAAGCCGCUCUGCUCUAACCUCACUGAGGCCUUUGGGGCCUGCAGAGCCUUUCCAGAGCUUGGUGGGUAGGGCGGGGUGGGGGCUGGUGGACCCACUCAGAGCCAUAGGUGUGACAAGGGGUUCGGCCUGUCAUGGGGGCAGCUCGUGCCAUGCCUGCAGGUGCCACCUGCUGGGAUGGUUCCCUGGGAGCCGGUGUGGGGUGGCCCUCACUGCAAGGAGCACCCUGGGUGCCAAGUGUUGCUGAGUGGGGGACCCUGACAUCCACCCAUGCUGUGUGCUUGUACCCCUCCCCCACCUGUGUUCUCUCUGGGAACCUGGGAGGGGGGAGACUGAUAAGCAGAAUUCUGAGUUCGCAGAUUCUGGCACGAUGCCCUCUCCUUCUGGGGAGAGAAAAAAAAAGAAAAAAGAAAAGAAAACCCGAGCGCAUGAGCAUCCAGGCAAACGUUUGUUGGUGUAGCUAAAACCGGCUUUGUGGCUGCUGCUGUCCAGGCUUGCGUCGAGUGGGGCCGCUGGGCCCAGCAGGAUGGGAACCUCUGCCAGGCCGUCCUCCUGCUCCCAGUGGGGCUGUGGCAGCAGUGUGGAGACCCCCACCCCAUGGGUCAGGCCGCUUCCCUACAUCUAGUGGGGGACUGAGGAGUCUGUGACCAGGGCCCUGCUGGGUGCCCCAGGUGGAGACAUGGGCUGCGCAGGUACUCCCUUUGGGUCUCGUGAUGUGAUGCUGGAGAACCUGGGGUCAGUACAAUGCGCCGGGGGAGGCUGCAGGUGGUACUCAGGCCCACAUUAGCAGUGAAGCCCAGGGUGGCUUCAAAGUUCAGUGCAAACCCUGGGGCCUAACCUUGCACUGCCCAGUUCCUGGGGACCAGGGCACACCCGGCCACAGCUGGGGUCAGCUUGGGCACUGCCAUCCUUGUGCUUUCCCCCUGUCUGGGGUUGCUGCUGUGAUGCGAGCUGGAUGCAGCUUCUGACUCGAUGACGAGCCCGGGUGGUGCCACCUUGAACCUGGAGUGUCCCUUGCACUCCAGGCUGUUUUCCUCCCCAGGGGCAGAGCCCUGGGGCCUGAGGGGCUCCCCCUCCCUGUAAAACUUUUCUGGUACCCAGGCAGCCCCCUGCCUGCCUUCCUGGCUGUGCUGCUGCGCUUGCUGAGGUCCAGACCCUCUUAUUAGGUGGGUGAAAUUAAAUCCUGCAAAGUAAUUUUAUUUAAUUUCAUUGAUCUCGCCUUCCUCUCCCCACUGGCAGCAUUCCGUGGAAGGAGCCCCUUCAGUUUCAUGGUGGCGUGGAGAGCAGGGUACCGGGGUGGCUCUGGGAUCAGCAGGUGGGUGUCUGUGGGCCUCAUGCAGCCAGGCCUGGGCAUCUGUGUCCUUGUUCGAACCCUGCCUAUGGACAGCUCUGUAGGGUAUCCCUGUUGUGGGCACUGCCCUAGCUCUGCAGUGUGGGGGACCCCACUCCUGGCCUGGCCCCCCUCACACACAGGCCCUUCAGACCCCAGCUUUCCCUGGGAAUUAUAUGCAGAGACCCCACCCUCCUGUCACCCAGUUUUUCCUUUGUGUGUGUGCCUAUGGGGUGAGGGAACCCCAAAGCUGGCUGCCAUGGACUCUGGACUUUCAAGGAUUUGGAUUAUUUUCAUGGGUUUCCCAAAGUGGGUUCCAUUCUGAAGGGCACUGGGAGCGGGUGGGUCCUCGGUACAGUGGCUGUCGAGACAACUGGGGUAAACUGAGGUCUCAGACUCCCUCUGAAACUCCCCAAAGCCUGAGUCUCAUUGUGGAGAGGAACCAGUACAGGGCCUUGCUUGGGACUCAAGGAGGAGGGGAAACUGGGUCACAGGAGAGUGCUGGUCACACAUGGAGUGUGGUGAAUGCCACAUGCAGGGAGCAGUGAGGGACCUCAGAGCCGCAGACCCCACCUGGCGGCUGCAGCACCAGGACCAGUCCCAAGGGCCCUGCUUUCCCAGCCUGGGCAGCCCAGCCAAGCCUGCUUGAUUCUUUUCUGUAAAGUUCAGCUUUGUUCUUGCCCCACCAAGGCUUCUAAGAAAGCAACCUGAAACCAGCUCCUGUCCGGUCCUCAGUGGCCGGGCGCGGGCAGCAUCCUUGCCAGCACAGGUGGCCUGGGGACAGCGCUGCAGAAGCGCCAGUUAUCCUAGGUCCCUGGGGAGCCGGGCAGCCUGGUCAUCUCCUGGGGACAAUGGUCCAUUCUCUGGGGAAGCCGGGACCGUGGGGCACAGGUCCCUGAGGUGUGAGCAUAGAUCUGCCUGUCUGGUCACGGUAGGUCCAGCCAGCACUGCCCUGUGGCCAUUGUGUGCCCAGUGGCUGACCCAGGCCCACCCCAACUCUGGCUGUGUCUGCAUCCACUGGGCAUAAGCUGGUCCCUUGCACACAGAGGAGCCCCCCCCCCGCUCUGGUACAAAGGACCUCAUGUCACGGCCUUGGCCUGGGGUCCCUACCACCCCCCUGCAGAGGCCAGAGGCUCCUGGGAGGCCCUGCUGGUGGGUGAAAUGGUCUACAGACUUUGGGGGUCCUUGUACGGUAUCACUGGGCAGCACUGAGCCCCCAACCAUCCCCAGCAAGAGUUAGUUGGCCGCCCUGCCCUGGUGAGCCCUGGCCUUGGCGCUGAGAGGGACCUGGAGUGGAAGGUCUGCUCCAGGGAGGUCUUGGCUGGCUGAGCCCAAAGUCUCCAUCGAGCAGUGGAGUACGGGCGACUCCACGCACACCUGUUCCAGUCCCCGUACGUCAUCCAUGUGUCCCAGCCUUGGAAGGCAGAGAAAGCACCGAGGGCCUCGUGCUCAGCCAUGUCUGGCUUGGAGCAGAGCCUGUGGUGCAAAUGGGGCCCUGAGUGGCUGGAGGGACUAGAGUGAGGGCCGACAUGCUACCCGUCCUGCCAGCCUUGAGCCCACAGUGUCACAUGUCAGACUGGAAUGUGUUCCUUUUGAGGGGUCACAUCUGGUGGUCAGACAGGGAAACUGAGGCAGCCCAGGCCAUGUGACCCAGCACUGCUGGCCAUCCCCUCCCUCCAGAAGGGCACCAGGGGCCCUGGGCGUGGGCCCUGCAGAGUUUCAACACAGAGCCAAUGGCCAAGGCGGCCAGAUGUUCCUGAGGACACAGGGCAUACAGGUGUCCACCUCCUCUUGGGGACCAGGAAUGUGGGCCAGGGCGAUCAUUUCUCCCAGAGCCAGGUGGGCAUGGGGGCAUGAGGCGGGACCGGCCGGCCUGCUGUCCCCACUGUGACUGUGAUGGACAGGGGACACGUGCUCCCCUUCCUGCCCCCCUCCGCCCUCCCUGGUGUGGCUGCUCCCCUUUCUCACCGAGCUGUGCCCCCUCCAUGCAGCCCCCUUGCCCAGCCUCCCGCAGCCCCGGAAGAGUUGAGGCUGCGCAGCCGCCAGCCCUGCAGACUGUUUGGAAUAGUUUAAAUGCUUUGACACCGGGCUGCACUGGGUGGCGGGAGACAGUUUACUGGGUAAUUCAUAUGCAAAACUGCACUAUAAAUUUCCAGGCUGCGGAGUUGCCGAGGCACUGCCAAGCGUCCCCGCGUACAGUACAGUGUUUCUGCCAUCUUUGUUUGCAUUGUAUGAGUCAUCGAAAGUCUGUCUUGCACCAACACCCGGGGCCGCGCAUUCCUCUGGCACCAACGCGCCACUGUUUUUAAAGCCGGGGCUGGGAGCUGGCAUUUACUUCAGCUCCCGAAUCAAAGGCAGCUAUUCAUUCCCGGAGCUGCCCGAGUGUUCGUCCGCAUCCGGCCGCCUCAUUGAGAUGCUGCGCGCUGCCCGGGAGCGCCGGCCUGGGUGCAGCUGAGCUGCGGCCGCGAGCUGGGCACCCAGCUCCCCCCAGCUCCCGCGCCCUCCCCGCCCCAGGGCUCCGGCUCCAUUGCUGCAUUCCGGGAACGGCUGGCGGGCAGGCGGGCGGGCGUGUGGGGAGCCUGCCGGCCAGGCUGAGCGGCUGCAGCGGCUAAAGAUGUGCCCCGCUUGGGCUGCCCCGCGCCGCGUCUAGCCCGCCUGCCUCGCUGCCCGCCAUGUCUCAGAUGCUGCACAUUGAGAUCCCCAACUUCGGGAACACCGUGCUGGGCUGCCUGAACGAGCAGCGGCUGCUGGGCCUCUAUUGCGAUGUGUCCAUCGUGGUCAAGGGCCAGGCCUUCAAGGCGCACCGGGCCGUGCUGGCCGCCAGCAGCCUGUACUUCCGUGACCUGUUCAGCGGCAACAGCAAGAGUGCGUUCGAGUUGCCGGGCACUGUGCCGCCUGCCUGCUUCCAGCAGAUCCUGUCCUUCUGCUACACGGGCAAGCUCACCAUGGCGGCCAGUGAGCAGCUCGUUGUCAUGUACACGGCCGGCUUCCUGCAGAUCCAGCACAUCGUGGAGCGCGGCACUGACCUCAUGUUCAAGGUGAGCUCGCCCCACUGCGACUCCCAGACGGCCGUCAUGGAGGAUGCCAGCUCCGAGCCCCAGAGCCCCUGCAACCAGCUGCAGCCGGCUGCCGCCGCCACCGCGCCCUACGUCGUGUCCCCUUCUGUGCCCAUCCCGCUGCUGACCCGUGUGAAGCAUGAAGCUAUGGAGCUGCCGCCAGCCGCCGGCCCAGGGCUGGCCCCCAAGCGCCCACUGGAGAUGGGACCCCGGGACGGCAUGGCCAUGGCUUCGGGGGCCACGGUGGCUGCCAAUGCAGCCCCGCUCAAGCUGCCCCGUGUCUCCUACUAUGGGGUGCCCAACCUGGCCACCCUCAUCCCCAGCAUCCAGCAGGUGCCCUACUCCCAAGGGGAGCGGACCAGUCCAGGGGCCAGCAGCCUGCCUGCCACCGACAGCCCCACAUCCUACCACAACGAGGAGGAUGAGGAGGACGACGAGGCCUACGACACCAUGGUGGAGGAGCAGUACGGCCAGAUGUACAUCAAGGCCAUGGGCAACUAUGCAGUGCAAGAGAAGCCAGAGCCAGUGCCUCUGGAGAGUCGCUCCUGCGUCCUCAUCCGCCGUGACCUCGUAGCGCUGCCCGCCAGCCUCAUCAGCCAGAUUGGCUACCGCUGCCACCCCAAGCUCUACUCCGAGGGCGACCCUGGGGAGAAACUGGAGCUGGUGGCAGGCUCUGGGGUCUACAUCACCCGCGGCCAGCUCAUGAAUUGCCACCUCUGUGCGGGGGUGAAGCACAAGGUCCUGCUGCGGAGGCUCCUGGCCACCUUCUUUGACAGGAACACGCUGGCUAACAGCUGUGGCACUGGCAUUCGCUCAUCCACCAGCGACCCGAGCCGCAAGCCGCUGGACAGCCGCGUCCUGAACGCUGUGAAACUGUACUGUCAGAACUUCGCCCCCAGCUUCAAGGAGAGCGAGAUGAAUGUGAUCGCUGCGGACAUGUGCACCAAUGCCCGCCGUGUCCGCAAGCGCUGGCUGCCCAAGAUCAAGUCCAUGCUGCCCGAGGGUGUGGAGAUGUACCGUACCGUCAUGGGCGCCCCGGCCACCAGCCUGCCUCUCGACCCCGAGUUCCCACCUGCCGCCGCACAGGUGUUUGAGCAGCGCCUCUUCACGGAGCGGCGGAGUGACGCAGCCACCAUCGUGGCCCUGAGAACUGAUGCGGUGAGCGUGGAUCUGAGCGCCGCUGCCAACCCUGCCUUUGACGCCAGCGAGGAAGCCAACGGAGCUGGGUCGGUCAUCCAGGAGGUGGCCGCCCCCGAGCCGCUGGCCACUGAUGGCCAGAGCCCCUCGCAGCCCUUUGAGCAGGGCAGCGCCAGCUCCAGCAGGCCCCAGACACCGGCCAGCACCCCCGCCAGCAGGAGGCCCGAGGGUGCCUACGCGGGGACUUUGUAAGAGGGCGCCUGGCCCUGAGGACAAGUACUAAGCUGCUUGCAUGCAUUACUAAUACAAACAAAUGUGAUCAAGCCACUUACCUACUGAACUGCUACUGCUGCCUGACAAAAAUGUGAUUUUAUUCUGCCUGUAUUUAAAACGGAUGAAGGAAAAUGCACUAUACUGUAAACAGCUAGGCUGUCACCACUGGCCACCGCGCCGGGAGCACGAGCUGGGGCUCCCUCCUGCCCAGGGUGGUCAGGAGGCCUCCUGCCCUUGCCUGGCCCUGCUCCACCUCACCCAAGCUUCCUGCUCUGCCUGACCCGGAAGAGGAGGGGACAGCAACUGGAGCUGCGGUGACACUCCAUUUCUUAGCGUGGGGCAGCGCAGGGUCUCCAGGGCCAAAUCCUCUUUUCCUUCUUCCUGAGAUGCCAUCUGCGUGGAUGAGCGUGCAUGUGUGUGUGAGUGUGUGCACGCGUGUGUGCGUGUAUGUGGGCAUGGACCAGUGAUGGCACAGGGUGGAGGAAGGACAGCGUGUUCUCCCCACAGCAGCGUCCUUGCUCCGCCCCAGCCCUCUGUGCUGCAGCCCUUCAGCACCCCCGGAGGCCCCACUUGCCCACAGCUCCCCACCCAGGCCACUGAGGGUCCUGCACAGCUGCGGCCCCCCUCUGACGCCCCAGCCACUCUGGGAUUUUGCUUGUUUGGUGUUUUUGUUUGGUUCAGAUCUAUUUCAUAUAUGAUUUGGAAACUAUUAGACCCAACAGAGCAAAAAACUGGGGAGGGGCUGAUGUCCCAUCCCCAGCCUACCACAGGUCAGGGGCAAGUGCAAACCCCUCCUUGGGCCAGGCCUGCUCACCUCCCCCUGGAGGCCAAGGGGCUCCAGGGUAUGCAUCUGGGAUUCACACAGGCUAAGCUCAAGGGCUGGAGUCCCUAUGGGGCAGCACCCUUGGUGAUAUUGGACCCAUUGUGCCACCUUUGUGGUGCCCGGGGCUACAGAGGCCAGGCAGCAGGCUCAGGCCUUGGUUGGGGCAGUGGGGGUACAGGAGGAGGUCCCAUGGGGGCCUCCAGCCAGCUUGAAGCCGGAGUGCUUACUGUGAAUCAGAAGCUUAGUUUGCACGCAGCGAGGGGCAGGGGAUGGAGUGUGCUCCUGGGCACCUGCCCCAGUGUCCCUUCUUGAGCCCUUGCCUGAGGACUCUCUGCCUGCAGAGCCCAGCAGAGCUCCUGGUAUGGCCAGGGACGACCCCCUUCCAAGAACUGAUGGAUCUGCUGUUUCCUGUUCCUCCUUCCACCCUGAGCUUGCUCCUGGUGCCCCCUCCUAUGUGUACAGUUGGGGGCUGGGUUUCAGUCUGCAGCAAGGGCCGGGGUGUGGUUUAGGCCCCCCACUUAGCUCCCCAUUGCUGUGGGCACUGCCCUCCCCAGUGGAGAGACCUGGGGAGGCUGGGACUGCUCCCCAGAAAGCUCUGGUGGCUUUGGAGGGAGUAGGGGCUAUGGGCAGUGACUAGGGAUGUACUAGAAAGAGACCUGGCCUCCCUGCUGCCCUUGGGGCCCAAGCCUAGGGAGACGCGAGGAGCCUGCAUUCCUGGGGUGGUGGGUGAUGCAGAAACUCACAGUUCCUGCCCAGGCCUGGAGCCCCAGCCCAGGGCUGCCCCUUCCCAUCUGGAACACAGCUGGGUUGGAGUCCCCAGGGCCUCUGGGGACCUGGACUGCACCUUGCCCAUGCUGGAGGGACCUGGGGUGGCAGAGGAGAUGGCGGUUGAGGGCCAGCUGCACCCCGGCCCUCUGGAGUUUUCCUUCAUCUGCCCCCAGCUCCCACCUGAAUGUGCACUUUAAUUUGACCAUCCCUGGGGACUUUUGGGAGAGGGGGCCAUCUGUUCCUGCUGUUGACAGGAGGGCUCUGUCCCCGCCUCCACUCCGCAGUGGACAUGGCCACACCCUGGGCCAGCACAGGGAGGGUGCCCGCUGCUCGGGCUAGCACAAUGUCCCGGCAACCCCGUCCCUCAGCCGAUUAUAAUCGCCGUCUGUUUUGUUGUUCUGGGUAAGGAAGGCAGGAACUAUAAGUGAAACUAAGUAAUAGUACUUCAAUGUGAAUGGGUUCUGGGCUCUCCCUGCGCCCUGGGCGGGCCAGGCCAAGCGUUUUGCACUAAUGUGUCCCGUGUGGACAUGGUGGGAGCGUUCACAGACGUGCAUGGCCAAUGAUUGUACCUGCCGGGUGCCCCCUCCACAGCCUGAAUGUACCGCGGGGCGGCAGGCAGGCAGGUGGGCAGCGAGCAGCAGGCCUGGGCUCGGGGGCCUUCCAGAGUGCCUUAGCAUCUUUUGAUCAUUUUUCCCAAGGGAAACCAAUUAAGAACCCCAGACCUUCCCCCCUCCUUUGUUUACAAGAUGACUAAUUCCAGAAUCGGGCGUCCUGUCCCACCAGUGUGACCCAACUCACCCAGACCCUGUAGGCAAGAGGCGAGCCACUCAGUAUUCAGAGAUGCCUGCACCCCUGUUCCUAAGCUUGACUACUAGCAAUACGCAUAAACAUAUAGAGUCUAUUAUAGAGCUAAGUUAUAUUGGCGCCUUUCCGGGAGGACAGUUGGACUGACUGAGUUGGAGCUGCUGAGGCGGGUGCCGGCCUGGGGUCCAGCCACGGUCCCGCCUUCCCUUCCCCUCCCUCCCAGAGGGGUGGCCCAGGAGGCAGCUGGGACAAGUGCAAAAGGUCCAGAGGAAGGGACCAGAGACGGGACAGAUACUGUGAGCUCCGUGGGGCCGUCUGCCUGCCUGGCUGGCGCGCCUCGGUACUUGAAUUCUGUUGUUUCCUGCUCCGGGUCUGCGGACCCAUGUUCUUCGUGAUUGCUUCAGUUUGCAUCUGACUUGGUGUCUCACGUUGCCCCUGAAUGUGGAUGCAGCUGUUCGAGGCAGCGGCAGGGCUUCACUCAGGUGUGCCACACUGGGUGGCUGCUGGGUGGGGGGCCGGGGAGACAGGCUGGGUGGUCCUGCCCUUCCUCCCUGCCAGCUCUCCACAGUGUUUGUGUGUAGAGUCAGCGGACCGGCAGACCUGAAAGCAGUUGGCUGUUGCGGUCGGGCAUCCCCUGGAGGGGACUUUGGUGUGGCUGAGGUUACUCACUUAGCAGCUGGCACUGCAAGCCCCGCCCUGCCGUGUCCUGUCGGGUCCCUUCCCACGCAGGUCUCUGUGGGAGUGGGCAGGGCCGCUAGCUCUCAGAAGACGCCUGUCUGCCGUCCUCUGCCGUUGGGAGCGCGCGGCCGCCUCACUUUACCGCUUCAGUGGCACCGCAGCGGCUCAGCCGUGGGGCCGGCUCUGAGGUGCGGGCGUGCACCUCCAGAUGGUUUUCAAAUGGCAAAGGUGUUUUGCUUUUAUUUGUUUCGUUUUGUUUUGUUCUGUUGAGUAAAGAAAAGAAAUGGGAGCUGAUGUAGGAUCUAAAGCCUUCAAUUGGACAGCCUGCCUGUGUUCUGAUCAGUUGCCUCCUCCGUUAGUAUUUUGCACACGAUUGUGAUUUUUAUGUCAGAAGAAGCCAAAACUUGCAAUACUAUUUUUAGCAGACAAAAAAAGUAUCCAGAACUAAGUAUAAAAUGUAUAAAUAUUUUUGACUUGAACAUUCAGAUGGCUCUGGGUGCAAAUAGAACAUUCAUCCUCCCGACAGGAUGUUUGGAGCGGAGACUUAAAAAGGAGAUGGUUGUUUUACAGGAUCUGUUAGGGGUUAGAGCAGUACUGUAACUCACGACUGUUAAAAAAUAAGUUAAUAAAGGAGAUGUUCCUGUGCUGUAAGGAGGGCUUCACAGAACCACUGACUUAGGUUCAGCCACUAAGGAUGCUGGCUUUUCAUUUUCCUUUGAGGAGGAGGAAGCCUUUGUUUUGUCCUUCCUGUGUCCUUCCUCCUCCCUUUCUGUGCUGUUAUCGUAGUGACCAGACUGUUAACUUUGUAGCCAUGGCUGACAACAUUGUAUCAGUAACUAAAUGAGCACCGCAUGUGCGUGCAAUCAGGGGAAGGUGGAAGGCCAUGACUGCCGGGCAAAGAUGUCACCGUUAAUUGUAAAGCGCUUUGUAAAAUUCACAUUUACAAAAUAAUAAAGUCAGUUCAAACCCA
This is a messenger RNA of Cavia porcellus (domestic guinea pig), 17943 nucleotides long. RefSeq names its product NACC family member 2 (gene Nacc2). Gene Ontology annotation, biological process: regulation of transcription by RNA polymerase II. NCBI's taxonomy places the organism in Eukaryota, Metazoa, Chordata, Mammalia, Rodentia, Caviidae. The transcript has 6 exons. The coding region runs from base 12107 to 13879 and encodes 590 amino acids. Gene Ontology annotation, molecular function: RNA polymerase II cis-regulatory region sequence-specific DNA binding; protein binding; DNA-binding transcription factor activity, RNA polymerase II-specific. The record is from RefSeq and is a predicted model, not a curated record.